UUCAUCGCCUUGCCCCUCAACAGUAAGCACCUUGACCAUGUUGUUGUCGCGUGUAAACCAGCUGUCUGUUGGGGUCCGAUUUGUUUUAUGCGACCAUGAAAUUGGUUGUGUUGUUUCGUACCGUUUUGACGGGCUGCUUUAACUCUCCUUGUACAAUGGGAUGAAUACUGCGUUCUCAUGCUGGUCCCAUCAUUUCCUCACCAUGACGAUCUUUGCUUCGUUCCACUUUCGUCGCUUCAGGCGUCUUCUCCACCAGGCUCCACUCCUUUGAAACGAUUGGACAAGACCCCUCUUCUCUCCUUUGAUCCUCUUUGCAACCCAGCACAACCAUGUUCCGAGGUGCCAAUAACCUUUCGGGCGUAUCGGAAGAUCGUCUCGAGUCUCUCAAGAGACAAUUCAGUGAAGAAGGCGACACUGGGAAUGGUCUGAGCUUGAGCCUUCAAGAUCAGUACAAUGAGCACGAAGCCGAGCAACAAGCCGCCAAGAGACAGCGCGGAAUGAUGGCUCCCGAAUUCAACGCGGGUGCUAUGGGAGUCAUGAAUGCCAUGAACGCCUCGGCCAUGGGAGGCAAUCUUCCCAAUGGUGUCGGUGGUGCUGCCCCCCAAGCCAAUGGAGCGUUGCCGGGUGAUGGCACCAACAACGAUGACGCGGCUACUCCUCAUGGCGAAUCCUCCGCCUCCGCUCCUGGCAUGAACGCCAUGAUGAACCCCGCUCUCAUGGGUGCCAACGGCGGCAUGAUGGGCAUGAAUGGGAUGAACAACAUGAUGGGCUCGCCCAUGGGAGCUCCCAAUAUGAACAUGAUGGGUGCCCAACAGAUGCAAAACAUGAUGGGUGCGCAACAACAGAUGCAGAACAUGAUGGGUGCUCAAAUGAUGGGCGCUGGUCAGAUGAUGCCCGGCAUGAACCACAUGGCCGGGGCUGCUGGUCCAGCCGCCGCCAUGAAUCAAAUGAACAUGGCCCAGCAAAUGAACAUGGCGGCUCGCGCAGGAAUGCUAGGUGGCAUGCCUGGUGCACCUGGUGGCAUGGAUGACCUGACGGCUCUCUACCUGAAUGCCGAUGCCUUUCAAGAUCCCCGCACCAUGGGCCUCCUCGCCAGUCAACGAGGAGGAUUGGGCCUUGCCGCCAUGCAAGGAUCCAUGGGAGGCUUCUUGCCCGGUGCCAUGGGAGCGGCCGACUACAGUCUGCUCGGUGGAAACCCCUAUGCUGGAUUGGCCGCUGGAUUCAAUCCGGCAGCAGCCGGAGCUCCUGGUUCCGCGGGUGCGGCCGCCAUGGGCUUGCCCGGACGCCGAGCCCAGCUCAUGGCGUUGAUGGAUAUGGAAAACGAACUCCAGCAACAGCAGCAAGAAGCUUCCAAAAAUGGAACUGCCGGAGGAGGAGGAUUUCCCGGUGCGGCUGGACCCAAUGGUCAGGAUGGUGGUUGGGCAGCGGCCCAGCGUAACCCCAAUGCUGCUGCUGCGGUAGCUCCCGGUCGUCGUGAAGACCCCAAUGGAAUGGAUCAAACGCAGUCGGCUCCCACGCAGAUUCCUGAGCCACCCAUGGAUAUUCCUACUUUCAGCACGGCUUCGACACCGUCUCAUUUGCCCUUGCCGCCAGUCAUUGAGGAAGGCGCAGCAGCCCACUACAGCCAACGUAGCCACAUUCCAUUGGGAAUUGAUGAAGACAAUAACUGGUUGACCGAGUUCCAGUGCUUUAUUCGUUUCGAUCUUAUUGAAGUCGUCCAAGCCAGUCGCCACGUCGAUCAAAUGAACAAGAACGGCGGCGGCGGCAACAACGGAGGAAACGGAAACGGGGAAACCUUCCAGCAAGUCGGAGUCCGAUGUCGCUACUGCGCACACUUGCAUCCAGGACAGCGGGCGUCCCGUUCCUCGGCUUUCCCCUCGAGCAUUCGACAGCUCUACCAAUCGUUCACCAUGAUGCUCAGGGACCAUUUCGAACAAUGCUCUGAGAUCCCUGCUAUCCGCAAGAAGCUCUUCUCCGAGCUCAAGGCCAAGAACUCCCAGGGCGCCUACGACAGCAAGCAGUACUGGAUCUAUGCCGCCGAAAAGCUCGGCAUGGUGGACAGCGAACACGGCAUCCAGAUGACCGCCGACUCCCAGGCUGUUGCCCGUCGCAAGUCUCCUUUCGGCAGCGUUCCCCCCGCUACGACUGCCGCUCCACCCAAGUUGCUGGUGUCUCCCGACGACAUCCGCAUUACUUCGGACUUUUUGUACACCCUCAUGUCGUCCGUCCAGGUGGUGCACUUGAUUGACAGUGAGCGUGUUGGCAAGCGCAAGACGCUACGCGUGGGUCUUCCUGGUUUCGGAUGUCGCUAUUGCUGCCAUGUCGGUCGCUGUGGCCUCAGCCGCAUGUUCCCCUUGCGACGACGCAUGUUGCCUGGCAAGGUCAACGAGAUCUACGAGCAUGUCAAGCGCUGCACGUUGUUCCCCACCAAAGAGAAGGAACGCUUGGCUAGGCUCAAGGCAGAAGACAAGACCGGCCCUGACCAAGAGAAGGAGUUCUUUGAUCGUAUCUGGGAACGAUUGGGAGCGGAAAGCGAGGUCAAGAAGUGAGCCGUGGGCCACGAACAGGAAUGUCUUUUGUACCGUAUGAUUUGUGCAAGUUGCAUCCAUCGAGCGCCCGAAAAGUCAAGUGCGCUUCCGAAAUUGAUAUACAUAGUUUACAUGAGUAGUACCGGUAUUGCCAUUUUC
Molecule: messenger RNA, 2687 nt
Organism: Seminavis robusta
Lineage: Eukaryota; Bacillariophyta; Bacillariophyceae; Naviculales; Naviculaceae
Source: the annotation of a GenBank genome assembly